AUGAGCUCAUCUCCCUCAUCUCCUCCAGGGAUUCAAGUUUCUCCUACAAUGAAAAGUGUAGUCUUUGGAGAUACUAACUUCAAGGUCCUGACUGUCGUCAGCCACCGACAACUAUUUUCUGUCUCUGGGGGUAGGUUGAGGCCCAUAGACUUGAUCCUCAGACACCUGACUAUCGCCAACUCUUUGGUGAUUCUCUCCAAAGGGGUCACCCAGACCAUUGAGAGUUUGGGGGUGAAAGAUUUCCUGGAUGAUACUGGGUGCAAACUGUUUUUAUGCCUAUACAAAGUGAGCAGAGGGGUGUCCACGGGAUGUAUCUGCCUCCUGAGUGUCUUCCAGAUGAUCACCCUCAGGUCCUGGACCUCGCGCUGGGCAGAGCUCAAGGAGAGAGCACCCAAGUACCUCAACUCCUCCCUGAUCCUGAACUGGAUGCUGAAUCUAUUGGUGAAUCUUCGGAUCACCUUGAAUCUAACUGGUGUAUCGAGCAACAAAAACAUCACAAGGCAAAGAGAGCUGGGAUAUUGUUUUGUCUAUAUUCAGCAUGAACUAUCACCCCAUGUAAUCACCAUAUCGUUAUCAUUUCCUGACCUUUUGUCUUUGAGCAUCACGGUCUGGGCCAGUGGCUCCAUCAUCUCCAUGCUCUACAGGCACAAGCAUCAGGUGCAACACCUCCACAGAAACCGUGUCACCCCAAGAGAGUCCCCAGAGACUAGAGCUACCCACACCAUCCUGGUACUUUUGAGCACUUUUUUGUCCCUCUACGCCCUCUCCUCCAUCUUUCAAGUCUAUCUCGGCCUUUCCCCCAAUCCCAGCUGGGUCAUGGUGAAGGUGUCAGCGCUGUUGGCUGCUUGUUUCCCCAUUGUUUGCCCCUUUGUGCUCAUGCGUCAUCAUCACCACAGUGCCUUUUGGCUCUGCUGUGACCAGAGGCAGAACACACACCCUUUUCCUAUUGCCAUGAAGCUGUAA
This is a messenger RNA of Suncus etruscus (white-toothed pygmy shrew), 963 nucleotides long. Its product is annotated as vomeronasal type-1 receptor 4-like. The record is from RefSeq and is a predicted model, not a curated record. Gene Ontology annotation, cellular component: membrane. The coding region runs from base 1 to 963 and encodes 320 amino acids. Gene Ontology annotation, biological process: G protein-coupled receptor signaling pathway. The transcript has 2 exons. Lineage: Eukaryota; Metazoa; Chordata; Mammalia; Eulipotyphla; Soricidae. Gene Ontology annotation, molecular function: pheromone receptor activity.